Podospora pseudocomata is the source of this 586-nucleotide messenger RNA. RefSeq lists its product as uncharacterized. The coding region runs from base 143 to 586 and encodes 147 amino acids. The record is from RefSeq and is a predicted model, not a curated record. Lineage: Eukaryota; Fungi; Ascomycota; Sordariomycetes; Sordariales; Podosporaceae. The transcript is spliced from 2 exons.
CUUCUGAAAACUCCGAGUCCCAGGCACCGAAACUCGGCCGGCUCCGGUGAGACUUGUCUUCACUGGAGCCCACCGCUCAGCACCGACCUUUGACUUCUUAUCUUUGGUUCACGUGACUAUCUGACUGUCUCAGGCACUAAGAAUGAUGACAGCCCCGAAUGCAAGCUCCCUGACGUUUAUCGAUGAACUUGAUGAACAGGUGGAGCCUAACCUCACCGGCGCCCCGCAUGUUCCUUGCACAGGACAACCAAACUCCCCGAGUUGGUUGAGUUCUCCAGCAUUGCUGGUGUUUUUGCCUACUCUUCGAGUCUCCUCAACUCUCAACUUGAGGACUGGCUGUGUUGUUCUGUCCCUUCAACGCGCAACAUAUAUUCGGGUCUCAAUGCUCCAGAUGCUGCAUGUUCAGGCGCCUACCCCACUCAGGCUCACCAAAUGGCCAGCUCAACACUCGCCAUUCUUCCAUGGACUUCGAAAAUUUGUGACACUAUGGAUUAGAAAUCUAAACCUUUGGGCUUUGAGAAGAGAACAAAGACCCCCUCGGAGGUUCAUCUUGUGCCGUGCAUCAGGUUCGGAGCAAAUCUUUUGA